CUGGAACUCAACAACCUCCACACUUCUCUGCAUCCCCCAACUAUUCCUCUAUCAAGCUUACAGUGUCUCUUACCUCACACGUUAUCCAGCUUCAUCAAUACGUACCCCUCCCUCGCUUUCAUCAUGCCUACCUGGUUCCGGAAGGGCAUCGAACGUGGCACUAUCAUCACCCUCGACCAGCCCGGUCGUUCGCGAUGGCAGAUCCUGGAGAAGCUAAAUGAGAAUGAUUUUCAGCUCUGGGAAGCUGAAUAUAACCGGGGUGAGCGCUUUUCCCUCGGUGUCACUAAACUUCGGUGUCGCGACCUGAGGGACCACAAGGAGGCCUUUAUGCGAAUCUAUCUCCAAGUCCCUUAUCGUGGUACUGAGAUGGAUGAUGCGGACACGAGAGCUAAACAGGCUACGACACUUCAACCUCGAGAGCUACUCGCCUAUGAAGAUCUUACUUGGCACGACCUAGGUUUUACUCCGAAGCUCUUGGGAUCUAAAACCUCAACACAGGAUAAGUGGGGGCCAGUCCCAGGAGGGUACGCGGUCUACCUGGUGUGGGAGAAGGUGCCAGGGGUACGUCUCGGUACCAAAGAUGGGUCCAACGUGUUCUGGGCUUUGGAUCAUGCUGAAAGAGAAGAAAUCCGGCUACAGUUUGUGAAGAACUUCCACGCACUGGAGGCAAUUGGAUAUCAAAACGAUACCCCUGCGCUUAGUAGCCUGGUCUGGGAUAAGGAUUCGAAAACCCUUUACUUUAUCGGAUUUCGCCAUCGCAACAAGGCCGCGGGCCCACCCCGAGGCAUCGUUCCCGACGAGAAAUGGAUCGCAUAUUAUGAGCUCGCCAAGCCGAACUCGGAUGCAUGGCUCAAAGAGGGAUGGAACCAGGAUACUACUGAAUGGAAAUGGUAG
Molecule: messenger RNA, 894 nt
Organism: Penicillium canariense
Lineage: Eukaryota; Fungi; Ascomycota; Eurotiomycetes; Eurotiales; Aspergillaceae
Exons: 3
Source: RefSeq, a predicted model, not a curated record